UUUAGCUUCAUUCGCCGCGCCGGGAUCGUACUUACACGUACACAAAAGCGGGCAGACUCACGACCGGCGCGAAAUAGUUGUCCAAAAGAUGAUUUCCUAGUGCCGUUUUACGUAUUUUAAUUGUGAUUGUUGUAUUCUCCCACACUACAGAUCACACAGCGUCUUUACGAUGAAAAUGCCCGUGGAACAAGUGCAAACGGAAGACCUGAAGGCGUUUGAGCGUAGGUUGACUGAGUACAUUGCAAAUCAGCGACCACACUCAUGGUGCUGGAGAGUUGUCCUGAUCCUCAUUUCAACCAUCACAGCACUCGGCGCAUGGAAUUGGUUGCUGGACAAGGAAACGUCACAAGUGUCGUUCAUACAAUCUCUACACAACCAUCCCUACUUCGCUGUCAGUGGUCUCUGUCUGAUACUUCUCUUCUUGUGUGGAAUUCACAAACGUGUAGUGGCACCCGCGAUAAUUACAGCAAGAUGUCGAUCAGUCCUAGCAGACUUCAACAUGUCGUGUGACGAUACGGGGAAACUUAUACUCAAGCCUCGAUCAAUGUGACAAGAGCUGUGACUUCACAUGAACUUUCUACUUGGGACAUUAACUCCAUCAUUUAAAAACUCUCACACCCCCCCCCCCCCCCCCCCCCAGUCCAACAUUCUACUUACAUUGUAAGUUGUGGUCGCGCAUGACCUUCGGGCUCAUCCCUUGCUCCCGACACGGAUUAAUCAUUAUAUCACAAAAUCUUAUGAAGGAAACACAAAGUAUUGUGGGUAAUCCUAUUCCCCUGAACAGAUCCUACCCAUCCCCUUCUGUCGUAGUAAUCUUACUUUUUAGGGAUCACCCCAAAAAAAGGGAUAGAUUUAAUGAUCUCACUGAAUUUCCCAGUUUGUAAAUAACUUGUACAAAGUUGUACAUUGUUAAUGUAUACAUUGCCAUUGCUUUGUCAUUAUUUUCAUCAAAUAUAAUUGUGUCCAGCCAACAAUUUUAUUUAUUAAGAGUCACUUAAGAAAAAAUAAUUUUCCUUUAUUUCAAUAUUUCAAGAAAUGAAUGAAUUUACAGGAUGAAAUUUAUGAAUAAAAACAAAAAUUAUGCUUGAAGUAGUUUUAAUGGCUCUAAGAGUUCAAAGACAUAAAACACAUAAAACAAGGAAAAGAGACUAUGGAAAUUAUAGAAAGUUAGAUAUCUAUGACACUGUUUUAUUGUCAGUUUUGGAGUGAAUUCUACAAAUCAUGAUUUAAUUUGUUCCAUGUACAU
This is a messenger RNA of Patiria miniata (bat star), 1246 nucleotides long. It is a transcript of the gene cnep1r1, whose product is annotated as nuclear envelope phosphatase-regulatory subunit 1-like. Gene Ontology annotation, cellular component: Nem1-Spo7 phosphatase complex; cytoplasm. Lineage: Eukaryota; Metazoa; Echinodermata; Asteroidea; Valvatida; Asterinidae. Bases 170 to 550 code for a protein of 126 amino acids. The transcript has 6 exons. The record is from RefSeq and is a predicted model, not a curated record.